Molecule: messenger RNA, 4938 nt
Organism: Chilo suppressalis (striped riceborer)
Lineage: Eukaryota; Metazoa; Arthropoda; Insecta; Lepidoptera; Crambidae
Source: the annotation of a GenBank genome assembly
UGUAGAGCUGAAGUGUAGACUACAGUUUUUGUUCUCAGGCUUGUAUUAUACACAAUGACAUUCAUCUAUGAUUCUUCUUAUACCUGCAUGCAAAGUCUCAGCCCGAUCGGUUUAAAAUUGAUAAAGUUUCAUACAAACUUUCAUUCCUUAUUUUAUCCCCUUGGGAUUUUCUUUAUAUUUUUUUCCGUAAGAACCUUGUACAGAGUAUUAGAAAACUACAAAAAAAAAACAGCCAAAUCGGUCAAGCCGUUUUCAUGUUAUGUCGUGACAACGGAAAACGGGUUUCAUUUUUAUAUAUAUAGAUAUGAAAACAGUCUCUGUUCUAAAUUCAAAACUCGUAACUUUUCCCGAUGUUUGUUGUACGUGUUUCCCGCGCUAGGACCGCGAGUGGCCGCGCAUGCGUACGGUGCGGCGGGCGACGCGGUAAUGGCAGCGCGGCACAUGAAGUUGGUCGCUAAAGCGACCAACUUCAUGGUGUUAAUUUUUUGUGUUACAGAUGCGCGCGCAUCUUAAAAUUUCACUCUCAUAAUUUUUUUAUAACGCGCCUAAAGAAGUAUAACUUCAAAAAUUAGAUCGACGAAAUGCUAAACCAGUUUUCCGUUUGUUAACAAAAGACGCGUGCAUUACCGUUCACAGUUUCUCUCGCACUAACCGUUGGUUGAAUGAGGCUUUCUAUUGGCUUAUUGUUUUAUAUUCACAGACGUCUAGUUUCUUCUAUGUGUCCGGUACCCCAUCUUACCUCGCUACCCCGUCAUGCCCCCCCUUCCCCUAUGGUGUAAAAAUUAUGAUACGAGACCAAAUCAUGAUUUUCAACAAAUAAAAUCAAAUAAAAUAAUGUUUAGGUUUCAAAAUAAGAAAUAAUGGCCUAUUGUGGAGCUGGGACUACAGGACUAAGGUCAACUAAAGCAACAACAACAUUUUACAUAAAACUAUCUAGACACGAAAUGUCAAGUUGUGGAAAAGACGCCCUGACUGACAAACAGAUGGACAUCGGAUUCUUAGUAUUAAGUACAUGGAUCGAUACUACUGAUUCAUGACAAUUGAGUUCAGUCAUAAAGAACUCACUGUUUGUAUACGGAAGUCUAGAAUUCAAUAAAAAAUAUAAAAUUAAAACUGUACGAAAACUAAAUGCACAAGUCUUAAUAAAUGUUAGAACAUAUAUUUUUUAUAAUAGUUAUAAGACAAUUUCACGAAUUUAAAGAUUUCAGUAUGUCUCAUAGAAAAACAACUUAUCAUUCUGUUUCAUUUUCUUAUUGAAGAAUUGCCUACUAAAGAUGACUUGUCAAAAGUUAAAGUGCUGUUAUCAACUGCCCAGUAUGACGGCGAUAUUGUUUUUUCUUCUAACAGGUUGUUAUAAUUCUUUGUUGUUUAAGGAUAUAAAUAUAAGCACCUCUGCAGCUGGAUAAAAAUAUACACAACGUUUGAUGAAGCUUUAAAAAUAAGUAAUAAUAAAUCUCUCGUUAGCUUAUCGUAAUUUUAAACGAUGUUUUAAAUAUUAUUAUAUGUAGAAUGUCAUUUAAUAAUGUAUUAAAUAGUGGGAUUACAGGACUUAUUUUGUAAUUUAGAUGGAUGUUCGAAGAUCUUUAACGCAAACCAUCAUUGUUUGGUUCAAAUUUGAUACUGAUAAAGGCUUUUUUAGUGUGAUAUUCAUGGUAGAAGUAUUCAAUAAAGACGUGACAUUAACAGGAUUGUAAUGUAUCACGUAUUUUAAAUUUUAUAAUUCAGUCUUUUGUUUUAUUUUAACAUUUCAAAAUUGCAGCGAUGCUUCUUUUACUAUUAGGCCCAAAAAAUGAUUUAUCUUUAAUAAGAACUCUUUUUUUUACUUUUACAAUACAACAUCAAAGAAAUAUACCAUAAAUAAAUAAAUAGGUGUCGUUCGUUCUGCAUGUAAUCACAAAUUACACAAAAAAUGUGAACAUUGCCCCCCAGCAGUUCACCAGAUACUCGAUUAACCAGAUACACAACUCGACACAAUCGUCAACAAAGAUAUGAAUUAUUCCGAGUCAUGUCUAGGUGUUGUGUGACUCCAAGAUUAUCGUUUGUAAAGUUAUCAACAAGAGUUACGUAACGUGGCUUGGAGCAAGGUGACUCAAUGCCGGUAACCGGCUUAUUACUUUAUCAAUGCUGCCGGCACAUUAAGAACGCACAGAGAAAAAGUGCACUCAUAAACUCAGAGGGGAGCGCACGCGCACAAUUUGGUGAUUCCAAUUGUCAUCAGGCCGGUGAGUUAUCAUGAAUUUGUUUACACUUUGCGCAUAGUGAUUGGGUAUCGUCAAUAAUAGCGUCGGGUUCAUCGAAAUCUUCCAUUUUAACGAAUUCGAUAACUGUUUCAGUGUUCUUGUGUGAACUGUGUACGAAUUUUAGUGUAAAUCUAACUAUUGUGGUUAUAUUUUCUGUUAAAAAGAUGUCUCCUAAUGAAACUUAUUUGCACAAUUUCCUACUUUAGCAAAAAUUUGAUUGUGUCUAUCCCUCAUCACCGGCUUAUUAAAUAGCAUUAUUAUGGAACUAAACUUCAUCUUUCCAAUGGCUAGUCAUGAAAUGGCGAAGUUCAUCUUUCUGUUGGCGAUACUGGUGGCCGGUGCUGGAGUUUGGUACAUGGUUCAAACACCGGAUGUACCAAUACCUAACUAUGACCAGAACGAGUGGUGGGGACCCAAACAGCUGAAGGGAAGAGUGGACAACACGAUAAAACCGUUCAAAGUCAAAUUCGAAGAUGCGAUGAUCAAGGAUCUUCGCCAGCGUCUGAAGAACCACCGUACCCCAACCCCGCCCCUCGAGGGGGUGGGCUUCGAAUACGGUUUCAACUCCAAGAACCUUGACAACUGGGUGAACUACUGGGCAGACAAAUACGACUUCGCUCAAAGAGAAGCGUUCCUGAACAAAUUCCCGCAGUUCAAAACUAACAUCCAAGGGUUGGACAUACACUUCAUCAGGGUGAAACCGCAGGUGUCGUCAGGAAUACAAGUCCUACCAUUAUUACUCGUCCAUGGGUGGCCAGGUUCUGUUCGGGAGUUCUACGAAGCGAUUCCUCUUCUUACCACGCCGCGACCAGGAUACGACUUCGUAUUCGAAGUCGUCGUACCCAGUUUGCCUGGAUAUGGAUUCUCAGAUGCUGCCACCCGUCCAGGACUUGCGAUUCCCCAAACAGCUGUGAUUUUCAAGAACCUGAUGUCAAGACUUGGACACAAGAAAUUCUACGUGCAAGGUGGAGACUGGGGUGCUGGUGUGGUCUCCGCAUUGUCCACCAUUUAUCAAGAUGACAUACUCGGACAUCAUACCAAUAUGGCUUUUGUUCAGCACCCCAUGGUCACAUUGAAGACAUUGGUUGGAGCCUUCAUUCCUUCCUUGGUGGUGGAACCCCAUCUCGCUGAGAGAAUGUAUCCACUGUCGUCGUUUUUCUCCUACGUCUUGGAAGAAUUCGGAUACCUCCACUUGCAGGCCACCAAGCCAGAUACGAUCGGUGUCGCCCUCAAUGACUCUCCUUCCGGCCUUCUCGCCUACAUCCUAGAGAAGUUCUCCACGUGGGUCAACUAUAACAACAAGUUCAAACAAGACGGAGGUCUCGAGAGCCGCUUCACCAAGGAUCAGCUCAUCGACAACCUGAUGCUGUACUGGUCUACGAACUCGAUCACCACGUCCGUCAGAUACUACGCGGAGAACAUGAGCAGCAAGGCGAGAGCUGAGAGACUUGAUAUGGUGAAGACGAAGGUGCCAACCUGGGCGUACCAGGCGAGAUACGAACUCUUCUACCAACCUCCAUCUCUGUUGAGGCACAAAUACGUGAACCUGCUCAACGUGACAGUAGCUGAGGGAGGCGGCCAUUUCUUAGCGUUCGAAUUGCCCGAAGCUCUGUCCGCGGACAUCUUCAAAGCCGUGAAAGCUUUUAAGGAAUUCCACGCGCAGAGCAAAAAGACGGAGCUGUGAUUUUUUCAAGACUGUUUUUUUAUGAUUGCGUCCACAUCAUUAUCGCAUUUUGAGAGCAACGUAUCAAUUUUAUGACUUUUUUUUUUAAUAUUAAUUGGAGCAUUAAACUACUGGAUUUAUUUAAUAACUAGCGACCGCCCUCGAGUUCGCGUUAAAAAGUAUUUCGUCCAAAUCCGUACAGUAGUUUAGUAACUUUCACAUUUAUAAUACACUAGCGGCCCGCCCUCGCUUCGCUUCGGUGUAGAGCUGAAGUGUAGACUACAGUUUUUGUUCUCAGGCUUGUAUUAUAUACACAAUGACAUUCAUCUAUGAUUCUUCUUAAACCUGCAUGCAAAGUCUCAGCCCAAUCGGUUUAAAAUUGACAAGUUUCAUACAAACUUUCAUUCCCUAUUUUAUCCCCUUGGGGGUAGAAUUGAUCAAAAUCCUUUCUUAGCGGAUGCUACAUAACAUCUACCUGCAUGCCAAAUUUCAGCCCGAUCCGUCCAGUGGUUUAGGCUGUGCGUUGAUAGAUCACUGUGUCAGUCAGUCAGUCACCUUUGAGUUUUAUAUAUAUAGAUAUUAGUAGGAAGUAGGAUAUUUCUUCGUGUCGUUUACAUACGAUAUUCAACUAACUAGGUUUUAAUAUUAUUUGCAAUAGUUUAAAUAUUUUAAAAUGUUGCGCUGCAAAAUAAAGUAUCGAUGUGGACGCAUAAAUUCUAAUCAUGUAUACAAACAUACUUGAUUUAAGAACAAAUGAAGGCUGUUUAAAUAGAAAGUUGUAAGUUUUUUAACAAUCGCUGUUUUCAAAUGUCAAACCUUGUACAGUGGUAAGGAACCUCUCGUGUGUAUGAAUUUUGGGAUAUUUUGAUUGUUGUAAUUGAUUAUGUUUUCAUCAACUUUAAGAACGGUAAAACAAUCCUGAUAUUUCUGGAAUUUUGACAAAGUAUAUUUGAAAUAUCAAGUCAUGAAAACACUUUUGUUGUGCACACCUAUGAAAUAAAACUGUUUUAUUACAAUAUAAUUUAGUUUUCUUUU